AUCGACCUCAAGAAAAGUCCCUGGAGCAUCAACACCACAAGCUUCUCCAUUCACGAUAGCUGAGAUGAACACUCUACGAUUAUCAGCAACUCGAGGAGCUCGAUGUAUCCGCCGCAGUACAUUCUCUUCAUUACGGGCUUCAUCGUACCUCCCAAAACAAACAACUCUUCGGCCACAAUUACAAUCUUCACUCCGCACUGGGACCUUCUCUAAACACGUAGCUAGAAGACAAUACUCUACCAAAUCCUCAGCUGAUUCCCUAAUCGAAGACAUUCAAGAACAAUAUGCGACCGCGAGAGACGAAUUCGAGAUCGCCGCUGAGGAAACGGAGAAGAAAUCUGUGUAUGCAGCUGACGACCGAGCUGCUGCGAGAGAAGAAUUGGAUAAGUUGAAGAGCAUGUAUGAGGAGGCUCUGCGUGGAGCGGAUGGAGAGGAGAUCAAGAGCAGAGUGGGACAGAGGAUAAGAGAAUUAGACAGUGCUGUUCAAGCCAUGGAGAAGAGUGCUAUGGAGGAUUGAUCAAGGGAAAAGAGAUUAAAGCACAAAUUCUCUAGGAGGAUCGGUACGUCAAAAUAUGGGUUGCUGCGAAAGAUAGUCUACAGGUAUUGCAUUGGGAGGCGUUUGAGUAUUGGAAUAGUACAAGGGAGACGCUCACAUAAAGUCUGUAAGAUCGGACAUGUAUGAUUGAAAAGGUUGUAUUGAGAACAUAUGUAGACGGGUAUCAGAAAAUACAAGCUGAAGAGCAUGUGCUCGGUCGCGCUGAUUGCUGCAACCAAGGGGUAUUCCAUCCAUCGACAAACGAGAACGCCAUGCGGUAAUGGAGCCUCCCAAACGCCAAGCUCCAAAAUUGAUCGUCAAAUA
This is a messenger RNA of Mollisia scopiformis, 859 nucleotides long. RefSeq lists its product as uncharacterized. Lineage: Eukaryota; Fungi; Ascomycota; Leotiomycetes; Helotiales; Mollisiaceae. Bases 65 to 517 code for a protein of 150 amino acids. The transcript has a single exon. The record is from RefSeq and is a predicted model, not a curated record.